Molecule: messenger RNA, 3170 nt
Organism: Cuscuta campestris
Lineage: Eukaryota; Viridiplantae; Streptophyta; Magnoliopsida; Solanales; Convolvulaceae
Source: the annotation of a GenBank genome assembly
GUAAAGAGGUUAGGAAAAAGGGCAGUUGGAACUCGGUGAAUCAGUCCGGCGGAGACUAGCGCGCGCCUCCUCUUUCCAUGCGUUCAGACGCCCUGCGCCGCCUCAUCACCUCACAGAAGAGGAGUCGGGUCGGUUUAUAAUUCACCGGACAUGAUGAGAACCCGAAGCAACUCCAAGCGUCGCAAACAAUCCCCUGGUACGAAUGCCGAAGGAGUGGUGGGUAGCAGCUCUCAUAUUGAUUCAGAACGACAAAGCGGGCUUUCACUUGAAGAGAAUGAGACUCUUGAAAACAUAUCACGAGAUUCAGUGGGGAAGCUUAUUAAGAAAGCAAAGUCACGUGGAGGUUCUCGAUUCUCAAAUGCUGAUGAUACUUACCUGCGUCGAUGUGAUUCUACAGGAAAGAACUCGAGUGAAUCACCAUGUAAGGAGAAACAAACGACAAGAACUGCAUUUGAUGCUACUUCUGAUGGAAUGAGCAUAGGGCAAAACACUCCACAAAAAAUGGAAGUUGGAGGAAGAAAUACUCAUCAUUUGAAUCCUGAGAUUGAAGAUGAUGAUGAUCUGGAUUGGGAAGAUGGGUCAAUUCCUAAUUUAAAUUCAGAAACUAACGGAGUAAGGGUUGAGUUUGAAGUCCCUGAAGAUGCUUCCAAGCGUCGCAAGACUGCGCGUCGUGCUACUGCUGAAGAAAAGGAUUUGGCUGAGCUCAUACAUAAGGUUCAUUUGCUUUGUUUGCUUGGGAGGGGGAGGUUGAUUGAUUGUGCUUGCAAUGAUCCUCUCAUUCAGGCUUCUUUACUGUCACUUCUCCCCACUCACGUGUUGAAGAUACCAGAUUCAACGAACCAUACUGCAAAGUCUCUAUUCUCUAUCGUUAAUUGGUUCCACAAACAUUUCCGCGUUAGAAGUUCAAGUGCCACUAAGGAAUCAGUACAUUUAGCCAUGAGAUCUACUCUUGCAUCUCAGGAAGGGAGCCCUGAAGUGGUUACUGCUUUGUUUGUGGCACUGAUCAGGGCUCUAAAUAUUACAGCUAGGUUUGUAUGCAUGUUGGACGUGGCCCACCUGAAGCCUAGCAUGGAUGAACCUGAUUUAUCUAGAAGGACAGAUAAUGAUAUCUUUAAAGCCUCAACAUUGAUGGUUGCUGGAUCAAGUCAUGCUCCUGAAUCUCCUUCAAGACAUCUGGCAUCUACUGACAAUGGUAGUGCUUGCGGAACUUCGUCAAGGUUCCCAAGUUCCAAGCAGACCCCAACUGAUGGAAACAAACCUAAGGGUAGGAAGCCAUUGGGGAAAACAUCUAAAUCCAGUGAUUCAUCUCUUACCGAUACUUCGAAGCAUAGAAUGUUGGAUAAGUCAGAGUUGGAGGUUCAGAAUGAUAGCAGUGAAGCAUGUCCUACACAUAGGGGAAAAUCAAAGAGAAAAGGUGAUCUUGAAUUUGAGUUACAGUUGGAAAUGGCGCUUUCUGCAACAGCAGUUGAAAGGUCUAAGGAAACUUCUGUCCCAAAUGUGGUAGAUGCACAAAACACUUCAUCAUCAAAUCUUUCACCUCACAAAACAAUGAAGAAAAUCAUAGCAGAAGGUUCACAUGGAAUUUCUACUGCAAUUGGAUCGAAAAAGGUGGGAGCCCCGUUGUACUGGGCAGAAGUCUAUUGCAGCAGUGAGAACUUGACCGGAAAAUGGGUUCAUGUAGAUCCUGUGAAUGCAAUUAUUGAUGGUGAGCAAAAUGUUGAAGCUUCUGCUGCUGCAUGUAAAGUUCCUUUAAGAUACGUUGUUGCUUUUGUGGGAAAUGGAGCUAAAGAUGUGACCCGCAGAUAUUGCACGAAAUGGUACACAAUAGUUUCCAAAAGAGUCAACUCUCUGUGGUGGGAUGCAGUAUUGGAACCGUUGAAGAAGUUGGAGGCAGGAGGAGCAAGUGGAAAUGAGACUAUAGAGGCAGUGAAAGGAGUCUGUCAUUCAGAGGCAUUCAAAGAAUGUAGUAAUGAGAGGAGAUCCUCGCAGUCAGCUUCAGUGGCUUCCUCUGUUGUCGGUGCGUCAAGGAGUGAUCUAGAAGAUAUAGAGUUAGAAACUAAGGCAUUAACUGAACCACUCCCUACCAAUCAGCAGGCUUACAGGACCCAUCAUAUAUAUGCUAUUGAAAAAUGGCUUAACAAGUAUCAAAUGCUUCACCCGAAGGGACCCGUCUUGGGUUUUUGUUCAGGUCAUCCUGUAUACCCCCGAACUUGUGUCCAAACGCUCCAUACAAAGCAAAGGUGGUUGCGGGAGGGUUUGCAAGUGAAAGCUAAUGAACUCCCAGCUAAGGUUCUAAAGCAUUCUCAAAAGCAGAGGAAAGCAAUAGUUGUGGAUGAUGAUGAGAGUGGUGAAGGUGAUUCAGGUGGAACUACUGCACUUUAUGGACAAUGGCAAACGGAACCAUUGUAUCUUCCUCCUGCAGUCAAUGGCAUUGUCCCGAAGAACGAACGAGGUCAAGUUGAUGUGUGGUCAGAAAAGUGCCUGCCUCCAGGAACUGUGCAUUUGCCGUUCCCAAGAAUCUCUCUGGUGGCAAAACGACUAGAAAUAGAUUAUGCACCUGCCAUGGUUGGCUUUGACUUCCGCAACGGUCGUUCUGUCCCUCUGUUUGAGGGGAUUGUGGUGUGUGCUGAGUUCAAAGAUGCAAUUUUAGAGGCAUAUGGAGAAGAGGAAGAGAGAAGAAAAGCAGAGGAGAGACGAAGAAGAGAAGCGCAAGCGCUUUCAAAGUGGUAUCAACUCCUCUCAUCCAUAGUAACACGACAAAGGUUAAACAAUGCCUACGCAAGUGGGGGCCCAUCCGGCGCUCAAAACCCCAGCGAAAGUUCAACAAUGAGUAUGAAGACUACGAGCGUUCGUCCACAUGAAAGGAAACAAGAGAUGGAGAAGAAGCUGCCAUUGUUAGCCUCAAAAGAAGAAGAAGACCAACACGAACAUGAACAUGUGUUCUUCCUAGAGGAUGAUGAUGAUGAUGGAACUCGAAUGAAGCGUUGUCGUUGCGGGUUCUCAAUUCAAUUUGAAGAGUUGUAGAGCAAAAUGAAAAGAAUAAUGCUAAAAACCCACCGCGGGUGCCCCCAUUGAUGACAAUCACAGAUGAAUUUUAUACAUAUACAGUCAAUAAUCGUGUGUCCACAGAUGAUGAUUAAUGUCUGUGUGUAUAAAUGGGGGCAACCAUG